GAGUGGAGGGGGUGCCACUACGGCGACGUUAUCAUCCCCCCCGCGGGCUUCGCGGGCAGUGUUCCUGCUCGUGGAGUCGUUCCCCUGGCUGAUGGGUCGGCGAUCUUCGUGGAGUGGGUCACGCUUGAGGACGAGGGGAGUUUCGCGGAUAGGGCUGUGGCUCCCGAUUGCCGCCUGCUGCUCGUUCGAGUCGAUCGCACGGGUCGCCCUUUCCGCACGCUGGAGAACAUCGUCGAGAGCUGCCGCCAGGAGUCCUUGCCCGACUUCAUCGCGCCCAGGACAGCCUUGUGGUGCCUCGAGCACCUGGCUGGCGAGGGCCGCUCCUUGGAGGCGCACUUCGAGCAUUUCAAGAAGCUGUUGGGCAUGGAGGAGUACGCCAACGUUGUCAACUAUCUCAAGGCCCUCUUGCACCACGAUCAGGUGGACGCCUCGAACAUCCUGUCGGUCGAGAUGAUGUUUCGCCGCCUGCAGACGAUAGAGAACUGCUGCAGCGACUAG
Messenger RNA from Prorocentrum cordatum, 498 nucleotides. The record is from the annotation of a GenBank genome assembly. NCBI's taxonomy places the organism in Eukaryota, Dinophyceae, Prorocentrales, Prorocentraceae.